AAAAAUCAUGAUUUUAAACCCAGUUUACAGCAGCGUUGGCACUUCCCGAAACCCAGUUCACCGCCAACUGUAGUCUGCUCGUAACAAUGGCAACAACGUAUCACCAACCAGCAUCCCUAGAAGAAGUUCGAACCCUAUGGAUAGGCGAUUUACAAUACUGGGUAGACGAAAACUAUCUCACACACUGUUUCUCCCACACCGGCGAAGUCAUCUCCAUCAAAAUCAUCCGCAACAAAAUCACCGGCCAACCCGAAGGUUACGGUUUCAUCGAAUUCGUCUCCCACUCCGCCGCCGAACGCGUUCUUCAAACCUACAACGGCACUCAAAUGCCUGGCACCGAACAAACCUUCCGUUUAAACUGGGCUUCAUUCGGUAUCGGUGAACGCCGUCCUGAUGCUGGUCCCGAUCAUUCGAUAUUUGUGGGGGAUUUGGCGCCUGAUGUUACGGAUUAUUUACUGCAAGAGACUUUUAGGACUCAUUAUGGGAGUGUUCGUGGGGCGAAGGUUGUGACUGAUCCGAAUACUGGGAGGAGUAAGGGGUAUGGGUUUGUUAAAUUUAGUGAUGAGAGUGAGAGGAAUCGUGCUAUGUCGGAGAUGAAUGGUGUUUAUUGUUCUACUAGACCGAUGAGGAUUAGUGCUGCUACCCCCAAGAAAACUACGGGGUAUCAGCAGAAUCCUUAUGCUGCUGUUGUUGCUGCUGCUCCUGUUCCCAAAGCAAUAUAUCCAGUGCCGGCAUACACCACCGCCCCAGUGAAUACAGUUCCACCAGAAUACGAUGUAAACAAUACUACUAUUUAUGUUGGUAAUUUGGAUCUUAAUGUCUCAGAAGAGGAGCUGAAGCAAAACUUUUUGCAAUUUGGAGAGAUUGUUUCUGUCAAAGUUCAUCCCGGCAAAGCAUGUGGUUUUGUUCAAUUUGGUGCUAGAGCAUCUGCUGAAGAAGCCAUUCAGAAGAUGCAGGGAAAGAUAUUAGGUCAACAAGUGAUCCGAGUUUCUUGGGGUAGGCCCCAAACAGCUAGACAGGACGUACCUGGUGGCUGGGGACAACAGGUGGAUCAAAGUCAAUGGAGUGCAUACUAUGGGUAUGGACAGCCGGGUUAUGAAGCUUAUGCAUAUGGGGCUGCUCAGGAUCCUUCAAUGUAUGCAUAUGCUGGAUAUGCUAGCUAUGCACAAUACCCGCAACAGGUUGAAGGUGCCCAAGACGUAUCAGCUAUGUCUGUGCCUACCUUGGAACAAAGGGAAGAAUUGUAUGAUCCUCUGGCAAUGCCCGAUGUUGAUAAGUUAAAUGCUGCAUAUCUCUCAGUACACGGAAAUGCCAUUUUAGGGCGGUCCCUCUGGCACAAAACCCAUUCCUCAUCCUUGCAGCAGCAAGCUUAGGAUCUAUUUGUAUUUGCACUUCCUAUAUUUUAUGUUUCAAUAUAUUAUGCAACUAGAUCUGCAACAUAACUUAAGUUGCUUAGCUUUAAAUUCUUAUUGUUUGAUCCCCAAAUCCCAGUGGCUUUUUCAUGUGGCCGCCGACCGGUGUAAAGAUAUGAAAGAUAUGACAAGUAGCAUAUCAGUAGACAAGUCUUUCGUUAGAUCGACCCCCUGAUUAUCUUUUGAUUUUGACAAUCUAGAUAACGUGUCUUUUGUUAAAGGGAAGAAAUAUUGUUUGGCAGAGGAACUUCAACCUCAUUUAUGAGCUGAUAAGUGUUGAUUUAAAUGCUUUAACUAAUAAUCAACUCAUUGUGGGGUUUUACA
Messenger RNA from Medicago truncatula (barrel medic), 1736 nucleotides. RefSeq names its product polyadenylate-binding protein RBP47B'. The transcript is spliced from 7 exons. Gene Ontology annotation, molecular function: mRNA binding. The record is from RefSeq and is a predicted model, not a curated record. Gene Ontology annotation, cellular component: cytosol. Bases 87 to 1373 code for a protein of 428 amino acids. NCBI's taxonomy places the organism in Eukaryota, Viridiplantae, Streptophyta, Magnoliopsida, Fabales, Fabaceae.